This is a messenger RNA of Paralichthys olivaceus (Japanese flounder), 1705 nucleotides long. Lineage: Eukaryota; Metazoa; Chordata; Actinopteri; Pleuronectiformes; Paralichthyidae. The record is from RefSeq and is a predicted model, not a curated record.
AUGCGAGAAAUAAUCAUUAUCUUGGCUUAUGUUGAGAGAGCCAGCCUCAAGAAUACACUGUUUGUCUGUGAUGUCUCUGCAGCUCAGUGGUGUUACCAGAGCCAGUACUCCUGUGAUGACACAUGCAGAGACCCCUUCCACUGGGCAGCUCAGUUUCCCAGCUGUGGAGGGUUACGUCAGUCACCAAUCAACAUCGUGACCAGUAAAGUGCACGUCAACACCGCUCUGCCACCUUUCAACUUCAUUGGUCACACUGACGUAAUCAACAUUACAGUGGAAAACAAAGGGCACUCAGCUCACUUUCAUCUGCCACAGUCGGUGCGGCUGACAGGAGGAGCUCUUCCCGGUCACUACAGAGCGGCCCAGUUUCACUUCCACUGGGGAGGGAAUGGCAGACCUGGAUCAGAGCACACCAUUGACGGAGAGAGAUUCCCCAUGGAGCUGCAUAUAGUCCACAUCAAGGAGCCGUACGGUUCUCUGGCAGAGGCAGAACAUGACAUGGCGGGUAUCGCUCUGCUCGCCUUCCUGUUUGAGGAAACAACAGACGAUCAUCCUCAUCUGGACACAGUCAUCACUGCUCUGGGUCGAGUUCAACACAACGGCAGCAGCACAGUGAUUCCAAACUUCCGCCUCAGUGACAUUAUCCCGUCUGCGAAGGACCUGCACAGUUACUUUCGCUACGUGGGCUCCAUGACAACUCCAGGGUGCGAACAGGCAGUUGCCUGGUCAGUGUUUCACAGGACCCUGUCCAUCAGCAGCCGACAGCUGGAUGCAAUAGUUCAGCAGUGUCAGUUCUGGACCGGACAGCCCAUGACUGACAUCUUCAGACCCACACAGCCUCUGGAUGGCAGAGUCGUGUACCGCUCCAAUGCCGCCGCCGCUCCGACCAGCGCGUGGUUCGGUGUAUUCUCAGUUGUGCUCAUGACAGCGGGUCAGACACUCUGACUCAGCACAUUAAACACCUGAUGAUCUAAGUGGCAGAAGUUAGUAUGUGUGUAAAGGGAACUUUUUAACUUUGUGUUAGCGUAACAACAAACUGUCAGAGUCCAGGUUUAUUCAUGAAACAAAAGGAAUACUACUGAAUAUCUACUGCUAUCUAAAAUACUAAGAUCAUGAUUUCCGUGUGUCCACACACUGUAAAUAAAGAUGGACAGCAUGUCUCCACUUUCUCCCAUCAUCCAGCAGAAAUGAAGCCAAAAUAUCCAUGUCACAAACGCCACCAUCUUGUGCUGAUGUUGCUGCCAGAUCGAUCAGCUCUUGAUACAGAGCUGCUGUAUCAAGGGGCAGCGGAUACUUGUGCUCGACCAAUCACGAGUCAGUCUCAGCUGCCAAUCAUGAUGUUCCACUCUGUUUUUAUAGAAUCAAAUAACCAAUUAAAACCAAACUUCCAAACCAUCAAUCAGAAACAUCAACACUUGGGAUCCAUAGUGUUAAGGUCCUUAAUAAGGUCCAUUUCCCAUCUUCUGACGCUGAGGCGGUGGGGUUUAUGACUUAUAUUGCAGGCCACCCGGGGGCCUCACUUUUGUCGAGCUGUCAUGUUGUCCAUCUUUAUUUACAGUGCAUGGUUGCAACAGUGACAGAAAUUAUUGGGCAAAGUUAAUGUUUCUUUUUUUGCUGUUAUUUUUUCAGCAAAGAAAUAGCUGACUCUGCGUGAAAAGUGGUCUGUAAUUAACUAUCUAGUCAGAAUAAACUUGGUUUGAUUUAG